Colossoma macropomum (tambaqui) is the source of this 2540-nucleotide messenger RNA. It is a transcript of the gene pecam1, whose product is annotated as platelet/endothelial cell adhesion molecule 1. The coding region runs from base 75 to 2312 and encodes 745 amino acids. Gene Ontology annotation, molecular function: transmembrane signaling receptor activity. The transcript has 15 exons. Gene Ontology annotation, biological process: cell surface receptor signaling pathway. The record is from RefSeq and is a predicted model, not a curated record. Lineage: Eukaryota; Metazoa; Chordata; Actinopteri; Characiformes; Serrasalmidae.
GUCUCGCUCCACGACUCUUUACAUCAUACGUUCUCACCAGUGUCUACACACACCAUCACCGCUCACCUGGGACGAUGGAGCGCUGGCCUCCCUGGCUCACUCUGGUCCUGAUUAGUGUAUCAACACUGUGCCAAGAUAGCAAGGCACAGUUACAAUCAGCAUUCACCAUUGACUGGGUGAAGCUGACCCUUCUGCCAAACAUCACAGUGGAGCACGGCACCAAUGUGACACUGCGCUGUGAGGCCAAGGUCAGCCACAGCUACUCUCAGCUCAUACACACCUUCACCUUCAUGCUGGACAGCAACGUGAUCUACUCCAAAAACAGCAGUGAGGCCGUGGUGGAACGCAGCUUAACUCCAGCCAGAGCCUCCAACUCAGGCAAUUACAAAUGCCGUGUCAACAUCCACAACAAGAAGCGGACCAGCAAUUUCCAGAAACUGACCGUUGAAGGCUUGCAGCCUCCACAGUUGAAGGUACGGCCUGAUGUCGUGUAUGAAGGUGAUGAGAUUUCGGCCACAUGCAGCGCCCCAGAGGAGACUGGCAGCCUGUACUUCUACUUCUACAAUAAUGGUCAAGAAUUACCAGUACCUUCCAGCACCAACUCAGUGACCACUACCAUAGAGGUCAAGGAGAGAGAAAACUAUCUGCACUGUAACUACAGGCUUGUAAUGCAAUUCAGAGAGGUCUUUUCCAACAACAGCAACACUGUGAAAGUCAUUGUGCAAGAUUAUAAUAUUACUUCUUCAAUAAGGAUUCGGCCUGAUAAGAAUGUUGUGGAGGGGGACCGAGUGUAUGUUAGUUGUAAUGUAUCAGGUUACCCCCAAACUGACCUUGAAAUCUUCCUGAUCAAAAACAACCUGCUACAUUACGGCCAUGCAUCGUUCACCUACAGCUUUGACGCGACUGUCAAAGACUCUGGAGAGUAUGUGUGUAAAGUGGAAACGGGCAAAGUGCAGAAGAUCUCCACAGACAAACUAGUCGUAGCAGAGUUGUUUUCGAUGCCUGUUCUGAGCAUGACUCCAGAGCAGGUUUUUGAAGGACAGUCGUUCUCUCUGAGCUGUUCGAGUUCCAUGAAGUUCCAACAAAGAAUCAAUCACACAGACGUGAAGUACACCCUGUAUAAAAACCAGCACCCUCUAAAGACAGGACAAAUCUUCAAAUAUACAGCAACCCAAGCCACGAAUGGGAAUUACACCUGUAUGGCUGAGGCUAAGGGCAUCAAAAAAAACAGCAAACAGCUGAUUAUUAAUGUUAAAGUGCCUGUCUCGACCCCAGUCAUCCGUACAGUUGGAGAGGUGAUAGUAAAGCGGCCAUUUCAGAUUCUGUGCGAGAGCAUGCAGGGAACACUGCCAAUCAACUACACCUUACUGAAGUCCCAGAGCCAACUGUCCCAGAAGACCACAACCGGACCUCUUCGCAGAGCUCUGUUCAAUAUUACUUCUAUAAAUCAAAAAGAUGAGAUCCACAGCUUCAAAUGCCAGGCUGAGAAUGGAGCAGGAAACAGCGAACUCAGCCAAGCCCUCACUUCAGCAGUCAAAGAACCUGUGUCCAAGCCGAAGCUGACCCUUUCCCCUGAGGACCACACAGUCACAGAGAAGAAGAAUGUCACUCUCUUCUGUAGUGUCAAAGAGGGCACUGUGCCAGUGACCUUCAGCUGGUACCGCAAAGGGACAACCCAACCCCUCUUCUUGAAACCCUUCAACCACACUAAAGGAGAGUAUGAGAUCUCGUCCUUUAAGCGAGAAUUUAGAGGAACGUACUACUGCGAGGCUUUCAAUGAUGCUAACGAGACCAAGAGGAGUGAUGAUGUCAGUAUUACAGUGAACUUGGCAGGCUGGAAGAAGGUUGUCAUUGCUGUGAUUUGCAUCUUGAUUUUGGUGCUCAUUGUCACCAUUCUUGUCCUUUUCCUGAAGAAAACAGGAGCACCCCGCAAAAGAAAAAGGGCAGUAGAUUUGUCCGUAAAGUCGGCACGCCCUAAAUCUAAUGACCCCAUGAGGAUGAGCCUCACGCUUGACAUUGAGGACAACACUGCUUUCAAUUCCUCUCCUGGUGUCAUGGGCAGGAAUGUGUGGAGUGAGGAUGUGUCAGACUCAGAAAAUGAAGAUCCGAGCAGGGAGGAGGAGUCUAAGGAGCUGCAAUACACUGAGAUGAAUCCCCAACAGACAGUGGACGAUGAAGAAGCUCCCAUGCAAGAAUCAGUUGCAAUGAAUGGUGAGGUCCAGGACUGUACACAAGGUGCCACAGAUGAAGGAGCCUCAGAUUCCGCUGUGGAGUACGUCCAGCUUAAUCAUGGCGAACCGGACCCUGAGUAGACCCCCGUCUCCACCAGAACCUCCACCAGCACUCUUCCACAAUGUAAUUACACAGCUAACUUAUUCCACUUCCACUCCAGCUGCAGUGGCCCACGAAAGAGGACGCUCUGCCACGGUAUAUUUUCUGGGACAGUUUUGUAUAUGUGUUGAUUAAGUGGUCACACAAGUGUUGAUGUUGAGAUUGUGACACUGUUUGUAUAGCUGAGAAUAAAGCUUGCACAAAAUCAA